Molecule: messenger RNA, 4114 nt
Organism: Hyaloscypha bicolor E
Lineage: Eukaryota; Fungi; Ascomycota; Leotiomycetes; Helotiales; Hyaloscyphaceae
Exons: 2
Coding region: 104-3886 (1260 amino acids)
Biological process (GO): mRNA export from nucleus
Cellular component (GO): nucleus; transcription export complex 2; cytoplasm
Source: RefSeq, a predicted model, not a curated record
CGUCACAAUAGCUCGACUCCCAUCCACUUUUACGGCGGAAUUCUUCUACAUGGUCUCCUCUUCUCGUCCUCAAACCUCCUCCUCAUGAUCAACAACAAGAACGAUGCUGCUCCGAGGCAGUAGCUCCCGCAACGCGCGCGGGUUCACGCCAAACCGUUCUUCAAAUCGAUCAAGAGGUCAAGGUUCGACGAGUCGAGGAGCUUCAAGCUCCUCCAGCACGUCAUCGGGUCCCAAUUCCCCAAAUCCUUUCGAGCAGGAGAGGGCCGAGAAUGCUGCGAAGCGAAUACAGAGGGGUCAAAACGGCACGAUGCUCAACGGACGAGGCGGCAGAGGAUCUUCUCGAGGUGGAGGACAGAAUGAUAGGACAGUCCGCCUCGAUCCUACAGAGCCAAAACCAAACCCUUUCGCGGCAGCACCAGCAAUCACAAAUCCCUUUGCGCCAAAAGCUAUGGCGACCGCGUCGCCCUUCGGAUCACCGAGCACCUCUGCAUACAACCCUUUUGCGCCGAAACCAGCAACAAAUCCUUUUGCGCCAAACCCUGUGGCCAAUCCUCCUGCUCCAGCAUUCUCGUCACCGUUUGGAUCACAGCGCACAGCCAAAAAUUCAAUCAACAGCUCGACAGAUUCAAAUUUCUCAAAGCAGUCGAGGCCCGGCAACGGCAUGAAUAUUACCAGUUCACCCGGGAAGCCCACAACCUCGAGAGUUCCAGAUAUACACGGUACAUUAGCAGAAAAGAUCCACCAUGUACUGUCGAGAGAGAGGAUAUUUGCCCCAGCCUGGCCUGCAGCACAAAUCGGCGCGAAAUACAACGAUCCAACAAUGAUCAAGUUGCACAAUGACUACAAAGCCUACCGGACUCAGGCGCGUGCCGCCCUCAUACGAGCUGGCCUCUUGGACGAUCCAGACAAGCCCAAAAAGCUUAGCGAAGCACUCGAAUUCAAAGGCACUUGCGAAGAUAUGUGCCCUGAUUUCGAAAGAGUAUCCCGAAUAAUGGACCUAAGAAUCGACCCAAACGAAAGAGAGGGAAGCCUUCCUUCUCAAACCAAAAUGGUCAAAGCUUUGGCCAGAUCCGCUGCUGGCCAGGAUGCCCCAUUACCAAGUGACAUCAGGACCGUAACGGCAUUGAGGAGAACUGUUGACCACCUCUUCCACGAUAUUCUCGACAAUCACGAACUUCCAGACGUUCACAGCUUCCUUUGGGAUCGAACGCGUGCUAUUCGCCGAGACUUUGUCUUCCAUUCUUCAAUGACACCCACGGAACUCGUCGACCAAGUCUACUGUUUAGAGCACAUCACUCGAUUCCACGUCACGGCUCUACAUCAAAUGUCGAAGGAGAACCUGAGCUCGGACAAAUUUUCUGAACAACAAGAACUCGAGCAACUUGGCAAAGCCCUGUUAUCUUUGGUCCAUACAUAUGAGGAUUGCAAAGCCCAGCGAGUUCCAUGCGAAAACGAGGCAGAGUUCCGGGCUUAUUACGUGCUCUUCAAUAGCCACGAUCCUGGGAUCCUAGAUACAGUACAGACGUGGGGAUACAAGUUUUGGAAUGAGUCGGAGGACAUCAAGAUUGCCAUCGAACUUGUUGAAGCUCUUCAGAAUACCUGGGAACUACACGGACCUUUAAAACCUCAUUCAACAAACAAUCUCGCUCAGAACGGAUUCUCAAGAUUCUUCACCAUCACCGAGGACCGGAAGAUAUCAUACACACUUGCUUGCUUCGCAGAAAUAUACUUCAACGACGUCCGAAAGUCCGCCUUGAAGACCAUUCUAGGUUCGUAUCGCAAGCAACGGGAUCAGACCAAAGAUUGGACCAUGUCGAGAUUAAACACAUAUUUACGCUUUGAUACUGAGGAAGAGGUUGCCCCUUUUCUAGAAGCCCAUGGCCUCCGGACAGACGAAAUUGAUGGCGAGGAGUACUUGUCAUUUGAGGUCACUGAGGUCUCAGAUCCCUGGCCAAAGUUGAAGCAGACACACUCAGAAAACAUUGUUGAAUGGAAGAGAGGAAAUAAUUCUCUAAGUCAGGUCAUUGACAGCACUGUUUUCGAUGAGUCUGUACCAGAAGAUGGAGAUGAAGCUGAAGCGGAGGAGGAGGAGGAGGAGGAGGAGGAGGAAGGGCUAUUUGUGAAGGACUACUCAACACCAGCACAACCUUUGCCUGAGCGAGUGCCAAAUUUGGAAGAAGCUUCAGAGGUUGUUCCAAAUCCUGCCGCGGAUCAACCAGCACCUGUCCAAGACAGCGCACCGAAGUCCAUCUUCGAGCGGAUGGGAAGUCGUGCAAGCUUUAGCAAUGCUUUUUUCGCCCCGGAUGCUUCUGAAAAUUCGUCAGAAGCCCAGCCAACGCCACCAAAGCCGGAAUCCGUUUCAAUAUUUGAAAAUCUACCAACGACAAAGUCACCGGUGGUUUCAUUUACUCAACAGCCUUCUCAAGCAUCAACGACAACGACAACGCCAACGGUGGUUUCAUUUACUCAACAGCCUUCUCAAGCAUCAAUGACAAGGACAACGCCACCGGUGUUCUCAUUCACCCAAGAGCCAUCGAAUCAACAGCCUCCCGGAGAAUCAAUGACAAGGACAACACCACCAGCGUUCUCGUUCACCCAAAAGCCAUUAACUCCAGCGCCCCUUCACGAAUCAAAUACAAUAACGACACCGCCAAAGGGUUUCUCGUUCACCCAACAGCCUCCUGCAAAUUCCGACACAGUUUCGACAUCUCCUCCAAAACUCAGUGUCUUUGAAGGUGCGGCUAGCGAAGCUAACCCUUUGUUCGGCACGAAACCGCCUGCACCUAUCGACCGAUCAAAGGGAUAUGAUACUCUCUCAAAAUGGAUGACUCUUGGAGAAGACGGCCUUAUAGACCAGUUUACUGCCUUCCAGGUUGAAGAAAUUCUACGCCAAACUAUGCAGUCAUUCAUGGAGCAAGAGGCUGAACGAGCCGCUCAGGAGGCCGAUGAUAUGGCUCGAGUGGAUGCCGAUCGUUUCAGGUACCGCUCUCUAGCCACCAAAUACGGGUACAGAUGGCGGGAGUUGGCACAACGAUUAUGGAUGAAGAGAAAGGGGAGAGAAGCUCGACAAGCGCGCCGCGAAAUGGCAGAGAGUAUGAAGGCAUCAAAAGCAGCCAAAUCAGCCAACAUUGUCGAGGAUUUCAAAGCCUCUAACAACCGUCGGAGAGAAAGCUUGGAGAGCUUAUUACAGGCUACAGGCGUCUUGAAUGGUGUUCACGAUCCGCAGCACGAGAUCCGUUCGAUAGUAAGAGCCGAGAAUCCCGAACCCUCCCUCAAGAGACAGCGCUCGGAACGAUCUUCGACCAGCAUCGCUUCGACCGCGAAUCGACACAAACGUGGAAAGUCAGACAACCCACUGCGUCGAUCGCUACUCUCCGACCCAUCCUACCUGAAUGGAGACUCCCGGAUACACCUUAUGGCGAAUUAUGGUGCACAAGAAGAGGGUCGACGACAAGUCAGCGGAGUUCAAACUGAUUAUUUUCGGCUGAAGGCAAGGGGCAUUACAACUCUGCCAGAUGGAACACCACUUGCGAAUUCAGUGGCUAAGAACAUCAUACAUCAGAAGCGGUCUUUUGAUGGUGUCCAGAAAUCAGCUACGCCACAGCCAUUUAAACCCCAGCCCGUGGCGAGAAGUGUCCCAGUGAAAUUUGCGACCCAAACGCAGAAGUUGGUUAAUGGGAACGAUCGGGAAGAUUUGAAGGAGUUGAAGAUAAAAGCAAAGGCUUUUGUUUCGGAGGAGAAGAAGGCCCGGCAGAAGCGAGCUUUCAUGGAUGAUGAUGAAGAACUCUUUGAAAGAGCGAAGAGGGUCAGGGAACAGAUGGACGAAGGCGCGAAGUGGUAUAGGAAGGAAAUCGAGAUGGAAACAGCAAGUCGGAGUAUAUCUUGAUUGUAACGAAAUAGCAUUUGGCGGCGUUUAUGGGAAGCUUGGUAACAUCUGUCAGCAGCAUUUGACAGCGGAGUUUUAAGGAAGAAAACCAUCAGAAAGGCGUUUAAGGCGUUUGGAAUUUGUAUAUAGCGGAUGAUACCCCUCUGCUUGGGUAGGAGAAUGAGAACACCGCUCCGUGAAAGGGGCUAUGAUCUUCAGAAAUGCUCCCGAAUUUAAUGUGUCCGCCUC